GGGGUGUACUAGGGGUCAGACAGUACGUAGGUUUAAAUUAUGUUGAGAUGUAUUGGCAAGUUGGUCCCAUUCCAGUCAAAGACGGAAUUGGAAAAGAAACUGUUCUUGUCUACUCUACAGAUAUACAGUCGGACAAGAAAAUGUAUACUGACGCAAAUGGUCGGCAGUUGAUUGAAAGGAUUCGACGAAUUGAUUCAUUAGACGCGUUUGAAACAUCAAACUAUUAUCCAAUAACCUCAAGAGUUGAACUGAGAUCAAAUGAGGAUGUUUUUACUGUUCUUCCAGACAGAAGUGAAGGGGCAGCUAGCCUUGUAGACGGUCAACUUGAACUUAUUUUACACAGACGCCUGCUACAUGAUGAUGGCUACGGGGUAGGUGAACCACUGAAUGAGACAGAAACAUUUAAUGGUGAAGAGACAGGACUUGUUGUAGUUGGUCAACAUCGUGUUCUAACAGGACAUUCAUUGGAUCAGGCCCGGAGUGAAAUGUUAGAGCAUGAUUUACCCGUUCAACUAUCCUUUCUUUCAACCCAGCUAACACUAGAGAACUGGGUACAAUUAUCUCUUCAGGAGUAUAGUGGUAUAAAGAAGGAGCUUCCAGCAAACGUGCAGAUUUUGUCACUUUCCGUUAGAAAUAGUUCCACAGUUCUACUUAGACUCUACAAUAUGAUGGCUCAGGAUGAAAAUUCAGAACCUGCUUAUGUUGACCUACAGAAUUUGUUUACGGAAUUCGAGAUUGUAACAAUGGAGGAAGAAAAUCUAACCGGUGCAACACCGUUAUCAUUCUCCAAACAACAUGCAGUACACUGGAACAUCAACAACGAUAAUAACAACAACAAAUAUGACGAAAGUGGUUUCCGUUCUGUUGAGGAUAUAAGCCCGGUAGAACUAACUCCUCUUCAAAUUAGAACCUUUAUUCUGAAUGUCGUCUGGAACUGAGAAAUAAAAAGAUAUUCUAAA
Eurytemora carolleeae is the source of this 959-nucleotide messenger RNA. Its product is annotated as lysosomal alpha-mannosidase. Gene Ontology annotation, biological process: mannose metabolic process. NCBI's taxonomy places the organism in Eukaryota, Metazoa, Arthropoda, Copepoda, Calanoida, Temoridae. Gene Ontology annotation, molecular function: carbohydrate binding; alpha-mannosidase activity. The coding region runs from base 48 to 938 and encodes 296 amino acids. The transcript is spliced from 12 exons. Gene Ontology annotation, cellular component: lysosome. The record is from RefSeq and is a predicted model, not a curated record.